Molecule: messenger RNA, 2958 nt
Organism: Pyrenophora tritici-repentis Pt-1C-BFP
Lineage: Eukaryota; Fungi; Ascomycota; Dothideomycetes; Pleosporales; Pleosporaceae
Product: DUF1421 multi-domain protein
Source: RefSeq, a predicted model, not a curated record
AUGAGUACACACCAACGUCAGCAUCCCGUUUCCGGCAAGGUCGACCUCAUCCGUGACAAUACGGUCAUGGCUGAGAUGCAGCAAGCGAUGGCUGCUAUGGGAAGUGCCGAAGAAGCCUCUUUUCGCCCUGCAUCACCCAUAAGCCAUUCGACCAGAGGCUUCUGUAAGACGUGCGAUAACAUCGUCGGAGACUUUUACAACUCCUGGCACAGGAUCACCGGGAGCUACUACGUCCCGGCACUUCUCGGCUCUUACAGCAUAUCCUUGAAAAGUACAGGCAAGCAGAAAGCAGCGUCCAAGGGUACAGAUCUAGAAGGAUGUACCAUUCAACCUUUGGUGUGUCCUCAUCCCAGCUGCAACAACAUUCCGCUGGGCUUUACCGUUGUCACUGCGCCUGCAGUAAAGGGUAACUUCCGUGGCCGAGAUUUCUUCAAGCUGAGUCGCAUUGAACUGCGAUGCGCAAGAGCUGGAACGGAUCAAUACAUUGUGGUAGAACCUCGUGAAGACGCUGCACCCGAAUUACUCGCGAUUGAGGACACCCCCAGUCCUUCCUCGUCCACAUCAACACCAAAAGCGUCGUCAACCGAAGCCAUGGAAGUCGACUCACGCCCACCAUCAUUCUCACAACGUGUUGGAUACCCCCACGGACUACGUGGACAGCCUCACCACCAUCGACCACAGGCAUUGCACCAGCUCGAUGUCAGUCGACACUUGGUGGCAGCACCCCCACUGUCAAUGCACUCUCCAAUACCAAGUCCAGUGCAGACCAUGAUCCAGAAGACGACAAACAACCCAGUAUCCCCUCCGUCUGCUGCGGGAGACUCUGUCAAUGGGGAUCGUAUCUCCAACCGGGAAUCCUCUCGAGAGUCUGCCACCAACCCUCCAUCAGGCGCAGUUCAAGUUCAAUCUCCUCGGAAGACAUCCCAUACAAACGGAUAUACGUAUCCUCGCUCACCUCGUGAGAUUGGCAUUGAGGCCAUUGAGCGUCUGCAAACGCAGAUCUCCCAGAACAGUGGUGCCUUGUCAGCUCAUACCCGAGACAUAAGGCGCGGCGAAGAGUUCACCCAGCAGCUAGAAGCAACGCUUCGUCAAGAGUUCCAAACUCAGUUGUUCCGGCAAAAUGCCGAUAUCCAAAGAUUGGAGGAGUCACAGCAAAGGCUCCACCAUGACGUGCAGGGUAUGCGCCAUACCAUGGAGGCUAUCAGGCAUGAGUUGCAGGCCAUACGAGUGGACAAGCAGUCACGUGCGGGGACUACGCUCGACCGAUCGUUUCGUGGACAAGAAGGAGCGAUUGAAGUCAUGGCAAAGCAGAUUGCCGAACUAUCGCACAAGACGAGCGACAUGGACCAUCUCAAAGUCCACAUUGAGAUUAUGAAGGGCAAGAUACAUCGCCUAGAACAGGCCGCUGCCCAUGCAGCUUCACGGCCACCUCUACAGCCCUACCAUGCGAUCAAAGCACCGGUAUCACAGCCGCUCCAACUACCCCAUAUGGCAGCUCCGCCACAUCGCGCUCCUCCAGCAGCGCCUCACAGUGAAAAAGCCUUGCAACCAACAACAGAGGUUCAGCACCGCCGACCCUCUUUUCCGGUUCCUUCCUCGGUGCCCGCAGCAGCUAGCGUCGCGGUCACAGCACCACCACCUACUCCGACUACCAGUUGGGAAGCUGUCAAUGCCGGGACCAAGCGACCCUACCAAAAUGGUGUCGAGAGUCCGCGUGAAGCAACUAUAAACAUACCAAGUUCCCCCAAGAGACAAAAACUGGACAGCACCACAACGCAGGCACCUACACCCACAACACAAACUCAGACGGACUCUCCGGAACCGACUCUUGCGUCGCAAACGCAGCAGUCCAUCUAUGCUCCAUGUGCUACACAGGAUAUGCCUUCAGACCAGAGCUGGCAGCCGGAGUCACAGCAUAUGAUUGAACAUCGGCCUCGCGGCAGCAGACGUGGUGGAGGGCCGGGCAGUCGCGGUGGUAGAGUGAGGAGGAGCAUGCCAGGCCAUCUGCAUGACACGCCAGAAUGGGACAAAGACGACUGGCACGCCGACUCGCAGACCAGCCCAGACAACUUCCAUGACAGCGUCUCACGUGGCGGGCGUGGAGGCAUCGCGCGCCGUGGCAGCGGGGGCGGGGGUGCUCGUGGUGGCUACGCCGGCAGCGAACGUGCAACAAGUCUAGGUCUUCAAGGUGUGUCAACCGGCAUGCACUUUGGCUUCGGGUUGUCACAAGACUCGCUGUAUGGAUCUGGGAAGAAGACUCGCACAAAGCCCAUUCGCAACGCAGACGGUGUUCUCAUCCGCAAAGACGGUCGGCCAGACAUGCGCUCGCAAUCCUCAGCCGCCAAUCUCCGCAAAGUGCACCAGAGAAAGGAGGGGGAUGCUAGCCACUCGCCAACAAGCUUCACCCCUACGAACGCCCGAUCAGUUGACACGCCCGAUUCACCAAGUCCAUCCGGGUAUUCUGUCGACCUAGCAGCCAGUGAUAAGCACAAUGCUAUCAUGGGCAAGAUGUUUCCCGCCGGCUUGGAUGCAUCGCGAAAACAACAUGACUACACACGACAGGCAUUCGACGACGACGGCAACCACACAAUCCACGUGCGGAGACAGAGCCGCGGCGUUACCACGCGGUCAUCAGCUUCGCAGAUCAAGACUGAACAAGUGGAAAGCCCUCCGAUGCAAGAUGCGGACAUGUCAGGCGCGGAGGAACAGACGGAGAUUGAGCAUGACGACACCAGCGAACGACGAAGCAGCCAGUGCGGCGGUGAAGAAGUUGCUGAAGAGGGCCCAGAUGAUGAUUCGGCAGAACAGUUACAGGCCGAGGCCGAAGAGGAACGGGAUGAGAGCCAUACAGAGGCUGUUUCGGAGACUGUCGCGGAGAAGCAGGUACCUGAUAGACCGGCUUCGGCCUCGACUGCAGCCGAAGCGGGGGAUCCCACCCCAAUAGAGAUUUCGGACUAG